Messenger RNA from Cloeon dipterum, 1193 nucleotides. RefSeq lists its product as uncharacterized. Bases 463 to 792 code for a protein of 109 amino acids. The transcript is spliced from 4 exons. Lineage: Eukaryota; Metazoa; Arthropoda; Insecta; Ephemeroptera; Baetidae. The record is from RefSeq and is a predicted model, not a curated record.
ACUACACCGACUACAGCAAGGAGUGUACUGUUACUGUACAGUACAGUACUAGUCACCACACAUAAGUCUGGUCUGAACAGACUGGAAGCUGGAAGAAUAAGGAGAGUAAUUAUGUACUAUGUAGACUGUAGAGAUCAGCUCUGAUACCGAAUGUCGACUGUCGACUCCUAUAGUAUCUCUACUCUCCUUAUGGAACUAUGGCAGAAUAAGUGGACGAGACCGAAGACGAAGACAGACACAUCAAGAAAUCUGAGAAAUCUACUAGAGAAGUACCAUGAUGAACGGCUACAACUAUGUAUGGCUCACCAAACCCGCAGAUGAUAGGGCCUCAGAGGAACAUAUGUAGCGCCUUCCGACGUAAACCUUGGCCAGCUCUUCCAAGCCCUUCAGCUGCAGGACCAGCAGGGAGCCCAAUUGGUGGCGAACGCAGCGCAGCAGCAGGUCCAGCAGCUGAGUCAACAGAUGCCCCAGGGCGGCAACAACACCACGAUGAGCGGCUCCGGCGGCUAUAAAAAUAGCUCACCAAAACCGCAGAACAUAUGGCUGCAGAUCAUAUGGCCGCAGAAGGGCAUAGCGCCUCCCGACGUUAAGCUUGGCCAGCUCUUCCAACCCCUUCAGCUGCAGGACCAGCAGGGAGCCCAAUUGGACAACGCAGCGCAGCAGCAGCCCGACGGUGGCCAACAAGUGGUGGAGCCCCCCGCCCAGUCACCAGCCCAGGCGCAGCAGCAGCAGCCCGGAGUGCAGCCAAGCGGCUUGCAGCCCAAUUCCAAUGUGCUCAUGCUUGACUCUUAGACUCUACUUGACCAUAUUGAAAAUCUAUGGGCUCAGUUGAUAAAUUUGAACCUUUAUCAAGCCAACGGCGAUAACCGGGCGCAGAAUCAACAGGAGUACUCCGGCCCUCUUCAUCAUCACUGUAAUACAUAAGAAUGUUCUGAACCACAUGCCCACCUGCCUUAAAACGGUUAACAACAUUUGUUUGGUGGCUUCUUCCAUGGAUGUUUUGCAUAUUAUGUCCACAGUAAUAUAAUUGUACUGUAAACGUUAAAAUUACUAUCCUGUAGAACUGAUGUAAUUACACAGGUGUAAACGUGCAAUACCAUAAAUAAAUUUGCAAAACCUUAUUUUUCUAAAAUUUUUGUGACCACUCAAGGUUGCGUUCGUAUUGAAAAUAAAUUAAACGAGAUGUGACAUUA